Brassica napus (rape) is the source of this 952-nucleotide messenger RNA. Its product is annotated as cysteine-rich and transmembrane domain-containing protein WIH2. Bases 216 to 491 code for a protein of 91 amino acids. NCBI's taxonomy places the organism in Eukaryota, Viridiplantae, Streptophyta, Magnoliopsida, Brassicales, Brassicaceae. The record is from RefSeq and is a predicted model, not a curated record. The transcript has 3 exons.
AAAACCAAAUAAAAAAAAGUGAUAACUACUGCAAAACGCGUUUUACUUAAAACACACUCUCAAUGACUUUUCCUUCUCCUUAUCGUUCUGUACACAUCUCUAUAAGUUUAUGGGUCUAGACUUUGCACUGUGAGUCAUCUCCUUUAGUCAACGUCGUUUCUUGUUCUUGACCUACACGUUUCGCAGGAGAUCAGAAACCUAGAAAAGAAACAACAAUGACUGAUCAGCACAAUCAACCUCCCGUUGGUGUCCCUCCUCCUCAAGGUUAUACACCAGAGGGGUAUCCACCGCAGGGAUAUCCGCCGCAAGAUUACCCACCGCAGGGCUACCCACAGCAAAGCUAUCCUCCUACGUAUGCGCCGCAAUAUCCUCCACCACAGCAGAAUCAGCAGCCGCAUCAACAGAGCAGUACUACUGGGUGUCUACAAGGAUGGCUCAAGGAGAGUGCUUACCCAAGAGAAGUCUUAAGAUACGGAAUAGGUUCAGUUUAAAAAAAAAAGGUUCAGUUGAAGUACGUGUUCAUAAAUAUCAACUCAACUUCAUGGGAUGUACAGCAUAUAUACUUUCAGAAUAGCAUACAUUAAAGAUAAUGAUAUUAUCAAGCAUCAUAGGUUUAAAUCCACAUGGUGAAGAAUAAUCAGUGGUAAAUAGUUAUGAAGAUAUGUGCAUAUCUCUUCCUUUUUUCUUCAGUAAUUCAGUAAAUCUGCUUGCUUGGGAUUUUGUUUUAAUUGAUUCUAGGUCUCUAAUCGUCUAUAUUUUUAUCCUUGUUGUUUAUAGUUUUAUGUUUGAUUCCAAAGAAUUCGUGUAAUUCUGAUGGUCUUUUUAUUCCAGAGGACAUUCAUAUUCGUGAUGGCUUUGUUUCCUAAUUAUAUAUCUCAAAAUUGUAUCUUAUCUCUGUAUCUUUCUAAGAUUAAUGGAAAUUUUAGUGUGAAAAAAAGUUGCUUGUCAUUGA